AUGAGCGGAGUGGAAUCAUCAUCAUUAAGUUAUGAGGAAGACUCUCUUCCUGAUUACUACAUCGAUAUCCCCUCUCUCGACGUGAAACGACGCAAGACACUUUCUGCAGUGGACAAUGCAGACUUUUCUUUUUUUCACAUUCGUGCGUGUGUCGUAUCGGGAAUUGGAUUCUUUACCGACGCGUACGACUUAUUUGUAAUAAAUUUGGUAUCAACCAUGUUGGGAUAUACAUAUUUUUCAGAAAGCAAUUAUCAAGUUCCCACGGCCAUCGAUACCGGAUUGAAAAUAUCGGCAGCAUGUGGAACUCUCGUGG
Messenger RNA from Acaulospora colombiana, 313 nucleotides. The record is from the annotation of a GenBank genome assembly. NCBI's taxonomy places the organism in Eukaryota, Fungi, Glomeromycota, Glomeromycetes, Diversisporales, Acaulosporaceae.